Molecule: messenger RNA, 5661 nt
Organism: Vicugna pacos (alpaca)
Lineage: Eukaryota; Metazoa; Chordata; Mammalia; Artiodactyla; Camelidae
Gene: PTGFR
Product: prostaglandin F receptor
Biological process (GO): positive regulation of cytosolic calcium ion concentration; inflammatory response; adenylate cyclase-activating G protein-coupled receptor signaling pathway
Cellular component (GO): plasma membrane
Molecular function (GO): prostaglandin F receptor activity
Source: RefSeq, a predicted model, not a curated record
AGUGUUUAGAUAUAAAAAUGAGAUACAGUUAAGAGAUAUGGAUCAAAACAAUGCUGGCAAAAAGCAGUUACAGGAUUAAAAUGGCUCAAUUUUAACCUGGUGAAGUAGUGGAUAUUUUAAAACUUGAUCAUGAAAUGAUCGCCACAAAAUUUGUUAGAUUCAUAUCUCUUUGGGUAAACAUACCAUUAGAAAUUCUCUCACCAUUGGGCUUUUAAAAUCAUUAAAAUGUUACUAAUGCCUUAUCUGCAGGUGUUUGAGAAUACUUUUCGCCUAAACCUAACCCUAACCCUUCUCUCAUUCUUUAGAAAGCAAGAAACAGUCCAGUCCUCUAAGCCACAGUGAAUCCUAAGGCAGUGACUUUCUUAUUGACAACACUUAGGCUGAACACCCGUUUUUAACUUCCUAAGGAUAUCGGCCACUAACCCUUCCCCAAAUACAUCGUCUCUUUCUUUCUACCUGGAUGAAUUGUCUGCAAACUGCAAUCUGACAGUUCAACACGCUGUCACGACAGCGGUCCGAAGACGUUCCUCAGCUCCCCAGAUUCCUAUUUUUCAGCCGUAGAGAUGGCGACUUUGGCUGGAAAAUGAGUUAGAAACAAAACUUUCCCCUAAGCGGUCGGGCUGUUGAGAGGGCAGCUCCGAUGCUGAUGCGGGGGCCGGAGCAUCCCAGCGCGGUGCUCAACUCUCUCCUGGUCCGGCUCUGGGCUAAAGGCAAAAGGGGCGGAGAGGAGAGAAGGGAGGAAGGGGCGGAGGUCACCCACGCCCUCCACCCCGCCCAGGAGGCGAGCGCCUCUAGGUGCUAGGAAAUCGGAGAAGCCGAGCGCGCCGGGCAGGUUCCGUGCGGGCAGAGCGCGCGGGGGGACCCGCCGCUAGACUGAACUCCAUCCAGCCGGAGCCGGAGCCGGAGCCGGGGCCAGAGCGCGGCGCGGCGCGGCGCGGCGCCGGCGGGACCUGCGGCGGCUGAGGAGCGAAGCUGGGGCGGGAUGGCCCACGGCCCGGCGCGCUCUUCUGCUCCUCCGAGAGCCCUGCCCGCGGCCCGGGAUCACAAGAUCUCUGGACUGCAAGCUUGCACUGUCUUGAGAGGGAGAUGACUUGAGUGGACGGCUUUUAUCUCCACAACAAUGUCCAUGAACAAUUCCAAACAGCCAGUGUCUCCUGCAGCUGGGCUCCUGUCAAAUACGACUUGCCAGACAGAAAAAGGGACUUCAAUAUCUUUUUCAAUAAUCUUCAUGACAGUGGGAAUAUUAUCAAACAGCCUUGCCAUCGCGAUUCUCAUGAAGGCAUACCAGAGAUUUAGACAGAAAUACAAGGCAUCGUUUUUGCUUUUGGCAAGUGCUCUGGUAAUCACAGAUUUUUUUGGCCACCUCAUCAAUGGAGCUAUAGCAGUCUUUGUAUAUGCUUCUGAUAAAGACUGGAUCCACUUUGACCAAUCAAACAUCCUUUGCAGUAUUUUUGGUAUCUGCCUGGUAUUCUCUGGUCUGUGCCCACUUUUUCUAGGCAGUGUGAUGGCCAUUGAGCGAUGUAUUGGUGUCACCAAACCAAUAUUUCACUCUACGAAACUUACAUCCAAACAUGUUAAAAUGAUGUUGAGUGGCGUGUGCUUUUUUGCCGUUUUCAUCGCUUUGCUACCCAUCCUUGGGCAUCGUGACUAUAAAAUUCAGGCGUCAAGGACGUGGUGUUUCUACAAAACAGAGCACAUCAAAGACUGGGAAGAUAGGUUUUAUCUUCUACUCUUUUCUUUUCUGGGGCUCCUAGCCCUUGGUAUUUCACUCUUGUGCAAUGCCAUCACAGGCAUUUCACUUUUAAGAGUUACAUUUAAAAGUCAGCAGCACAGACAAGGCAAGUCUCAUCACUUUGAAAUGGUCAUCCAGCUCCUCGCUAUCAUGUGUGUCUCCUGUGUUUGCUGGAGUCCGUUUCUGAUGACAAUGGCCAACAUUGGAAUAAACGGAAAUGGUUUUCAGCAGGCCUGUGAAGCAAUCCUUUUUACUCUUCGAAUGGCGACGUGGAAUCAAAUCUUAGAUCCCUGGGUGUAUAUUCUUCUGCGGAAGGCUGUCCUCAAGAACCUCUACAAGCUCGCCAGGCGCUGCUGUGGGGUGAACGUCAUCAGCCUGCAUGUUUGGGAGCUUAGCUCCAUUAAAAAUUCCCUGAAGGUUGCUGCUGUUUCUGAGUCUCCCAUCGCAGAGAAAGGAGCUCAGCAAGUGCCUGGUUCAGCGGGACAGUAAGUCAGCAUGGAUCUAGGACGGAAUUAGAAACAGUUUUGGCAGUAUCUCAGUUCAUUAUAUAAAUAUGUAAAGCCCAACUGGAAAAAUCAGCCCUGAACAGGCAGUUGGGGGGCACGUUUGUCAGAUUUGGCUUUUGACAUUUGUUCAAUUAACUGUAUAGUUGCACAUCUUUCCAUGUUUUUGUCAACUGUAAACGUGAUGAAAUAACGCCAUGGGAGUCAAACUGAAAGCAAUAUUGGGCUUAUCUGUGGUGUUGAUACUUUUGGAGUGAGUGACUCUGUGGAACCCUGUAGCAUGUACAUGGCCUGUUUGCCAAGUCACAUCACAGGGAUUCACUGUGGCUUCUUACAAUGACCUCAAUAUACGUGAGGUGUGGCUGUCAGCUUGCCUGACCUUGGAAGCCUGGUUAGAAUGAGCCCAUUCUUGUCAUAUUUGACAGAUCUGACUGCCUUCACUUAUUAUUAUGAAGGUCAAUUGCUGUUUGAAGAUAUUCUUUUUGUCAUAGAUUUGUGCAGUUUCCUAGUCACCACCCUUGCCUCUGAAAAUUCUAGUGCAUAGUCAAUAAUUUUUAGAGAAACAAAGGAUCUGUCAGCACAUGCAUAGAUGACUUGCAUUACAUGACGGUUCCUGAGAAGCUCUGCUGUAGAUGAUGCAAACAAGCAGGACUUAUGUCCCAAGUGACAGGUGCGUAGAAUGUUGGCAAAGGCGCUGUACCUUAAGCUGUCGUUUCUGUGUCAGACAGCAAAAGAAACACAACCUCUAGAGUAUGAUAUUCAAAGACCACCAUGCAGCUAGUGUGUUUCUGCUUUCCAUUUACACACACACACACAUACACAGUAUAUGAGAAAUUUCAGUUGAAAGAGGUCUCAUUAAAUCUGUAAGAUGGCAUCUUCUAAAGAGCCUAGACUACCAGUGUCAAGGGGAGGGCUGGCAAUUAGCCAGGCAUUUGGAGACCCUGAUAAUGGGGAACCAAGAGAGCAAGGGAUACAAUUCUCUCCCCAUUUCCCCAUACUACUGUAAACGUUUUCUUUGCUUGUUUGUAUAAUUUAACCCAAAGAGUUUUCAUAAUCAUCCCAAAUGUCCUGAGUCUAUCAGAGCAUAGGGUAGCUAGUUCUGCCUUAUAGUAGUGAAAUUGCAUUUCUGUAAAAAAGAGUUCUUUGCCUUUGUUAACUGGUGUCUUUAAGAAUUACUCUUACCCUGGAGACUGAUGGUAGAUCCUCUAGGAAAUCUGUGCAGUUCAAUUAGGCUUAAAUUAGUAUUUUCACAAAUUUUUGCUUUUGGCUGGUAAUUUACAUUGGAUGUCAUUGUUAACUUUGGUGAAUUUUGAUAAAUUCUUAGGAAUAAAUGAAAAAAAACUCAGCAAAUAGCCUCACUGAAGAUUUAAAGACAACUAUUAUUUUCUAGUGAAUUUAAAGUAGGGCAACAGACAUAUCCACACACUGGCAUGGGAUAUUCUUUGUGUAUGACCGGUGAAUGAUUAAUCACACACAUUUAGACCAUUCUUAUGUAUAGAGCACAUAGUAGAUGCUCGAUAGUUGCAAAAUUGAAUCACUGGCAAGAAUUUCUUGGUGCAAAAUGAGCAUGGAUGUGCAAAAAAGUUUUUGUACAUUUUUAAUUUAAACUGACAAUCACAUAUUGGGUUAUUUUGAGGUACAUGUAUAUUACCAGUGUAUAUGCUUUUAAAAAAGCCACUGCAAUUUGUGAUUGCUGUUAUAUUACAUAAAGGUUCUCAUGUGUUUUAGAAACACUUAAAGUCUAAAAGAACUUUUAGGUGGUUUAGAGGAGAUAUUUAUUUCCCAUAGUUGCUUGAGAGAGUGUUGGCGUUGUAUAAACUGAGGCACAAAGAACCGAAGCUCCGUUCUUUCUCCCAUCACCGGAUAGGAUGCAAACACUCCCGUGGGUCCUGAUCAGGGAGAGCCAUGGAGGAGAAACCCUCAUCCAGGGUUUUAGACCUCUUCUUCUUGAGGCUUCUAAUCAAAUGACAGAUUUGUUGCUCUGUUGCCAUGAUGUCACCCUGGGACUGUGUAUCUGUGUUGAGAUCUUGUGACACGACCAUGUGUGGGAAUGUAUGAUCUUAGCAUGCAAGAUCUGGGGGAAUGGCAGGGUGGUGAGUCUCUGUGUAUCCUGGAAGGGUUAUGUACAUUCUCUGAGCAAAGGUUUAGGGCAACUAAACUGGUUUUAUGAUGAUGUGAAUCCCAAGAAGAAGACACUGAAAAUUGGUAAAGAAAAACUUGUUAAAGAAUGUAUGUUUACAUUGUUUUAGGCUUUUUGCCCCAGGAAGAUGAAACAAAGUGAACCUAACAAUAUGCAUAGCUGACUGCAGAAUUGUGUUUCUGUUACUAUAUGCAUUUUAGUGUAGUUUGGCCACUCAGUGUAUAAUGAAUAACAAAGUGGAACAUCCACCAAUAAUUUUCAUAUAAAUGUUCAGAGUGAAAGCACAUUUGUUCAAAUUACUGGAAAUAAAUAGUACAAAUAGUGUUUAGCAAGUCUACCAAUUUUGAAGAUUUAUGCUCAGUUUUCAAAUGUAUCAUUAGAAAAUCAGAGUAACUGAAUUUCCCUUCUCGUUGGAUAAAGUAGUAUCUAGGCAACUUCGCACACAAUUUGAUCACAUUGUUUCUGGAGAAUUAUGUUACUCUAGGCUAAAUACUUGAAAAUGCCAAUUUUUAAAUGAUGUUAGCGAACAUUAAAAUAAAUGGGACCAAAAAACCAAUAGCACAUGGGUCUUUAAUGUUAUGAAUAUAGAGACAGGUAAUACUGAUUCAUAAUUAGCUGCAGAUGUAUCCCAAAAUAUCAGACUUUUUACUGAUGGAUUUAACUAAGUGAUAGAAAUACAUUCUUAGAACAUUUUUUUUUUGAAAGCAGAAAGUCGCUUCUGAUUAUCUGUAUUGCUGUAGUGGAAAAUACUUCAAAGUUACACACACACGCACACAUAUAUAGAGAUGUAUCUGUCUUGUAUAACAAAUGGUCUUGUUCGCUCAUUUUCAGUCUUGGAAAAAAAAACCUGCUUUAGUUCUGUGCCUGAGUUUAGAAUCCAGAGAAGAUCAUUUGUUAAAUACAUAAAGUGAACUUUUUUGUGAAACUCACUUUAACAUCACCUGUAUCACCAUCAUUGCUCCAAAUUAAUUGUCUAAGGUCGGAAUAUAAAGGAUGAGAGUAUAUAUUUUCUUACUUCUUUGUCUGAGAGUCAAAAAAUAUUUUACCAUCUGGUAAAUAGCGUUGGACUUCAACUUGCUGUUGACAUCUUGAUAUUUAACAGCCGAUGAAAUGUGUUACCUGAAUGAGUAUAUUUUGUGCUCUUCGUGCUUGUUGGAUUGUAUAAGAGUAAAUAGUGAUGUGUAUAUUUUGUUGCUUGCAUCAGUGUGCAACUCAUGUAAUUUUAGUGCUUGAACUAGUUUAAAACAUGAGAUGAUUUUUCAAAAAUAAACUUGGACCAAUGUUUA